This is a messenger RNA of Lotus japonicus, 3538 nucleotides long. RefSeq lists its product as uncharacterized. The transcript is spliced from 9 exons. Bases 106 to 2841 code for a protein of 911 amino acids. Gene Ontology annotation, molecular function: protein binding. The record is from RefSeq and is a predicted model, not a curated record. NCBI's taxonomy places the organism in Eukaryota, Viridiplantae, Streptophyta, Magnoliopsida, Fabales, Fabaceae.
AACCCACCCUCGAAAAUAAUGGAACCCCAAACCAAACCAAGAGAGAGAAAGUAAGACACAGGGUUUUAGAGAGAGAAAGUGAGUGAGCACCAUCAACAGCGAUAGAUGAUGGGUCAGAUCGUGCGUAGGAAGAAGAAGGGUCGUCCUUCCAAGGCAGAUCUAGCUCGCCGCUCCGCCAACGCCAACUCUCCGGCGACGACUGCACAGUCCACUCUCCGUCGCAGCCGCCGCCCGAGAAAUGUCAGGUACAACAUCGAUUACCUUGAUGAAGAGGAUGAGGAUGAGGAUGAGGAUGAGGAUGAUGAUGAGAGGGGGAGGGAGAAGAAGAAGCUCAAGCUGGUUGAGAAGCUGAACCAGGGGGUGGAGGAAGAGGAAGAAGAUGAGGAGGAUGAAGAGGAGCAAACGCCGCAUCCCACUCGCGGAAGGUCGCGUGUGGAGCACGCGCAAGAGGAGGAUGAAGAAGAAGAAAAUGGGGAGGAAGAAGAAGAGGAAGAGGAGGUUGUUGUUGAAGAUGAGCAAGGGAAUGAGGAUGAAGAUGAAGAAGAAGAAGGGGUUGUUGUUGUUGAGGUAAAGGGCAGAAAAGUGGAUUCUAAAGGGCUCCACUCUGGUUCAGGAACUCCUUCGAAGGUUGCUUAUGUGAUUCCAUUACCUGAUAAGAGGACCCUGGAAUUGAUCCUUGACAAACUUCAGAAGAAGGACACAUAUGGCGUGUAUGCGGAGCCAGUUGAUCCAGAAGAGCUCCCUGAUUAUCACGAUGUGAUUGAUCAUCCGAUGGAUUUUGCCACCGUGAGGAAGAAAUUGGCAAAUGGGUCUUAUUCUACCUUGGAGCAAUUUGAGAGUGACGUAUUUUUAAUUUGCUCAAAUGCAAUGCAAUACAAUGCACCAGAAACUAUAUACCACAAACAGGCACGAUCGAUACAAGAACUAGCAAGGAAAAAGUUUGAGAAGUUAAGGAUUGACUUUGAACGCUCUCAGAGUGAGCUGAAAUCUGAACAAAAAACAAGACCUAAUUCCUUGGUGAAGAAGCUAGCAAAGAAACCGCUGGGUCAUGCUUCACAGGAACCUGUUGGCUCUGAUUUCUCCUCAGGUGCAACUCUUGCUACUAUUGGAGAUGUGCAGCCGAUUUCCCAUGCAAUUCAAGGCAUCAUCUUUGAAAGACCUGGCAACAUUGAUGGCCUUGUGGAGGGGAAUGCUUUCUCAAUUGAUGUUAAUCAAGAGAAAGCAGACGACUUUUUAUCAGGGAGGGGUACUCUCUCCAAGUUGGGAAGGAAGUCAUCUGUACAAGACUUUGAACAUCGUGCUACUUACAAUAUGUCCAAUCUACCAGCCACCAGAUCUGAUUCAAUAUUUACGACAUUUGAGGGUGAAAUUAAGCAGCUAGUUACUGUCGGACUUCAAGCUGAAUAUUCCUAUGCCAGGAGUUUGGCUCGUUUUGCUGCUACUCUAGGACCAACAGCUUGGAGAGUUGCUUCCCAAAGGAUUCAGCAGGCACUGCCAUCUGGUUGUAAAUUUGGUCGUGGUUGGGUGGGAGAAUACGAACCGCUUCCAACCCCAGUAUUAAUGCUUCACAGACGUUUCCAGAAACAACCUAGUCUGGUAACAAAGUUCCAGUCUACUGAUUUAGGGAAGGAUGACAGAAAUCGUAAGAAUGUGGAAUCCAUCACACAACAUCCUGUUAACGAACGGAUGUUUGAUGGAAAACAGCCGUCAGUUCGUCCUGGAAGUGGGCUCACACCAGAAGGAAAACCAUCUUUAUUUGGUUCUGCUGGAAUAAGACCCAAUGCUUCUGUCAAUCACCUUCAUCAGCAACCCAAUGUCCAAACGCGGAACCAGGGCAAGCCUGAGAAUAAGGGUUUGAAGCAAGUCGAGUUGAACUCUUUACCCUCUAGUGAUCAAAACAAUGCCAGUCUAGUUGCAAAGCUUACAAGUAGUACUCCUCCGGCGGUGUCUAAGCCCCGAGAGAUUGUACCAUGUAGCUUGACACCGCCCAGAGAGAUGGUACCAAGUAGCGUGAAUAUUUCACCGUCUGUACCUUUCAAGCAGCCUGAUACUAAUGGAGUUGUUAGUGGAGAGUUGCCCAAUGGAAAAGUCAGGAAUAUUAACAUAAAUAGACGGAUGACCUGUCCAUCAUCGGAAAGUACAUCAAGCCAAACAGGCAGAGCUGCUCCCUUUGCUGCCCAUGGGCAAGAGCAGACUCUCAGCGAUCCGGUUCAGCUGAUGAGGAUGUUAGCUGAAAAGGCUCAAAAGCAACAGACUUCUAGUUCUUCUAAUCAUUCCCCUGCGGAUACUCCACCAGUAACACCAUCGGUUCCAUCAAGUCGUCGAGAAGACUCAGGCAAUGCUGCAGCGGCGGCUGCGCGUGCAUGGAUGUCUGUAGGGGCAGCAGGAUUUAAACAAGGACCUGACAAUUCUAGUUCUCCCAAGAACCAGAAUUCUGCAGAUUCAUUGUAUAACCCGGCUCGAGAGUUCCAUCAGCACAUGUCACGAAUUAGGGGCGAGUCAGAGUUCCAUCAGCACAUGUCACAAAUGCCUUUCCAGCCUGAGAAGAACAAUUUUCCAUUUCAGGCACUUGGACCCCAACCUAUCCACGGUCACACAGUUGGGGUUUCGCAGUUUCCGAACCGGCCUAUGGUUUUCCCUCAAGUGGCAGCUUCUGAUCUAUCAAGAUUUCAAAUGCAGCCGCCUUGGCGAGGUGUCCGACCUCAAAAUCAACCAAGACAGAAACAAGAAUCACUUCCUCCUGACUUGAACAUUGGUUUCCAUUCACCUGGGUCACCUGCUAAACAAUCGUCUGGUAUGCUGGUUGACUCUCAGCAACCAGAUCUGGCUUUGCAACUAUGACAUCGCACUCCAAAUGUUUCCACAAGAAUUUGACUGAUGGAAUUUCGACUCCUGUCAUCGGAUGUUGAUUUUGAUCCAAAAAGCCCUGCAUAAAGGAGGAAAAGUUGAGCAUUUUGUUACUGCUGGGUAAGAUUGUUAUCCUUUGGAUGCUUAUGUUGGGGACGUUAUGGCUUUUUAAGUAGGACUUGGCACAAGGUAAAUUGGAAUGACUAAUCAGCUUGCUUAUGAUGAGAAGACUUGGGUGGAUUUGGCAGAUAAUAACAUCACAACUUUCCAUCUUUUUCAGAUUAGGAUCACUGAGAAGCUGCAAGAGUGUGUUCUUUCCUGGAGUUGAAACCAUUGAAAAUGUCUAUUGAUUCCUGUUGAUGCCUUGUACAUUCGUUAGAAAUGGAUGAAAUUCAGUUGCCUAGAUAUUGAUUUGAUUAGUGCAUGUUUGGAAACUCUUCUACAAUUGAUUCUACGGUCAGAAUCAAUUCUGAGGAAAGCUUCUGUAAGUAGUGUCUGUGCUUUGGAAUUGAUUACGAUGAAUGAGAAGCUGAUCCAAACGUGUUGUUAGAUCAUUACUUAAUCUCAAUUGAUGGAAAGGCACCACCACUUCCUAGCUCUUAAUGAUGCUCUUAUUCUGUACAUGAGAUCUUUACAUUUUUUUUAAUUUUAUUCUUAGUCAUGCCCCUAAAGGGAAAAACUUUUGGCUUCA